AUACGACGGACACUACGUACGAAUGUUCACUAAGUAAUCAUGGUGAAUAUGAUUUUUUUAACGCAGUCGUGCUUUUGAACAGUGGGUGGCGCUGUGUCAGAAACUGAGAGCCGGAACCGUAGAAGAAGAAAACCUUCAGGAAAUGCCACUCGAUUAUUUGGGUUUUCCGUUCCUGCGUUAUGUGCAGACUUAUUUUUGGAGACAUUGAGCCAUAAAAUAUGAAGUUACGAUCUUUAUAAUAGUAUUAUUACCAGCUAAUAUUAAAGUGGACCUUAAGAAAAUGCCGUUGUUAAUUCAAAAUAGAGGACUUGACCGCAUAACCUCGACUAUGGAACUGUUCGACAAAUAUCCACAUUUACAGGAAAAUGCAAGAACAUUUAGCUCCAAGCCACCGGUUGAUGUCGACCCAAAGUGCCUCUUGUAUGUCUCACAAAGAGAGUUUGCUGCCACAACACCAGCAGACGAAUGUGUUUCAGUAAUUGGAUCUGGUGACGCCACCACCUGCCAUUUGGUUGUUCUGCGACACACCGGAAGUGGAGCUGUUUGCCUGGCUCACUGUGAUGGUUCCAGCACCCGGUCUGAAGUCCCGCUCCUUGUGAAAACUGUGACAUCUCUGAGUGGCUUCAGUAAGGAGGGCAGACUUGAGCUCCAUCUUGCCGGGGGAUUUAACGAUGAGUCAAAAACAUCCCAUAAACUCAGCCUUAGCAUACUGGCAGAGUUCCAGAAACUGAAAGAGGAUAUUCAUCUGGAAACAUGUUGCAUCACAGAAAUGAAUGACAUCGUUGUUGAUGGAAGUCAUCGUCCUGUCGUAUAUGGAAUAGGUGUAAAUGUUAAAACAGGGGAAGUGUUCCCUUCAUCAUUUACUUAUAAAGGACCUGCAGAGGAGCUGCGAUCGGCAAGGACCUUCACCGGGGGAGAGAUGGCAGACAUAUAUGACUCAAGUCGGGGGCUCGUUAAAGUCGGGCCUUGCAGGUGGUCUCCAAAUCUGGACAUUGCCUUCUGGUUGUCACAAGACGAUGACACAAUUUUAAAGUACCUGUCCACCUCUCCGCUGGCUGAGCCGCCACACUUUGUCCAGCACAUGAAGACCACCAUCCAGUUCCUUUUAGAACACCCCAACUCCGACAGCCUGUUCCCCGGGGGUCAGCCACAGCUCUACCACAGGACCGAGACGGGGGACUGGGAGAGGGCCGUCUAGCCAGAGAGAUCUACUCGUAUCUCUCACCGGACCUGACCAUGGAACCUGACUGCUUUAGCCUCUCAGCUCAAUGGAUACACUGUGACCCAUCCAUCCGCUGUCUGUAUUGUGUGUCAUUGUGUCUUAACAUGGAGGUAGUAUCACCUGGCUGGAGCAUCCUGCAUGUGUGUUGAAUGGCUGUCCUGACUCCUCUGGCUGGUCCAGUAAAAACAGUAGAGAAGGUACAAGUGAUUCUGUUAGUGCCUGUAACUAUUAGUUGUUCUCUUCUUGUGAGAUGGCAUCAAGUCUGCAACGUAUACCAUCUGCUGUGUUGCAGUAAAUCAAGUUUACAGUCCUACUAUACUUGGCUGUUUGGAUUGUCAAAGAAUUUAUUAACUAUAUUGUCUUAUGUCUAACACGUUUUUUUUCUUCCAAUGCCUAUUUUUGUCUUUUCCGUUCCAAACUUCCAUUGUUGAGCUUAUGGCAGUACAGUCAAGCACAAGUACAAUUCAAACUUUAUUCAUUUGCCUUUAUAUUUUUGUCAGUCAGUUAAUGUAAAAAUCAAACCUGGCCGAUCUCAAGCAAGUUGUAAUCGGGUAUUACAAUGUAAAACUAAAGGUAUGCUCUGGAAAUCUAUGCAUAAUAUGUAUUUACUGAGCAUAAAAUGUGAACACAUGUGAAUGAUCUCAAACUUGCUGUAACUACAAUGAAGAAUAAGUUUAUUUUUUUGGCACUUGCUGUUUAAAACGGUGGAAAAAAAUACUAUUUGCAAAGCUCUGCAUUGUUGAACAAAGAUUAUUUUUCUCUACCAAUGCACCUACCUGAUGAACAUGUAUAUUUUUCCUUCAUCAGACCAGUGUACACCUGGCCAUGAAUGUGUAUGUUUAGGAAACUGCAUGUGUAGAUGUGUAUACUAAUCUGCAGGGGGUGGUGUGGAUUUUUGUUGUUGUUGGUCAAAAUGAAAACAACAACAUAUAAACUGUAUAAGGCCUUUUCAUCAGUUGGGUUGUCCGGGUCAUUGCAAGGUGCUUAAAGCACUCGGUGCAACUUUUGAACAGACUAUACAUGUUGCUAAAUAAAUGUAAAUUAUCAAAUCAA
Molecule: messenger RNA, 2275 nt
Organism: Pseudoliparis swirei
Lineage: Eukaryota; Metazoa; Chordata; Actinopteri; Perciformes; Liparidae
Gene: ntan1
Product: N-terminal asparagine amidase
Exons: 10
Coding region: 281-1198 (305 amino acids)
Biological process (GO): ubiquitin-dependent protein catabolic process
Cellular component (GO): nucleus
Molecular function (GO): protein-N-terminal asparagine amidohydrolase activity
Source: RefSeq, a predicted model, not a curated record